AUGAGAGUCCAGUUCAGCCAAUGCUGCAUCUGGAUCCAGCAUCAGCAAGGAGAGGACUUCUCAAUCAGUGACACUAGAGACUUCCAGACUUCCCAUCACAAAAACACCAAAGAGGAUUUGGAAGUUCAGCAGAAAAGGGCAGUAGAACCAGGAUAUGGGAGCCUAGCCACUGCACCUGGCCCCAGUGCAAGAAUCAGCCCUGGCACAGAUCCCAGCAUUAGCAAGGUAGGCCCUCUGACUUUUCCAGCUGUGCAAGAAGCCCAGGGAUACCAGAGAGGAUUUGGAAGAACACCUCUUCACCUGGCCUGUGCUAAAGGAUAUCCAGAUAUUGUAUCUCUUUUAGUAGAGAGAAAAUGCAAAGUAGACCUGCAGGACAAAGACAGUCUAACACCUUUAAUCAAGGCAGUACUGUGUCAUCAAGAGGAAUGUGCAAUAAUCUUGCUCAAACAUGGUGCAAAUCCUAAUCUUGGGGACCACAACAACAACACUGCACUUCACUACGCUGCCUUUGAUCAGAACGUAGCCAUGGUAGAAAAACUACUUACAUAUAAAGCUGAUAUUGAAGCAAAAAACAAGGAAGGCUUUACACCAUUUAUGUUUGCAGUUAUGAAAAGGAGCUAUGAACUGGUAGAACUUCUCUUAAAGAUGGGAGCAAAUGUGAAUGCCACGGAUAACACUAAAAGAACAUCCCUUAUGAUUGCUAUCAGUAUGGAAUCAAUGGGCAUAGUCAAUCUUCUUUUUCAAAAUAAUGUUGAUCCCACAUGUGAAGAUGAAGAUGGAUGGACAGCUGAGAAGUAUGCUAAGCAUUUUCGUUAUCCUCUGGGAGGCAGGAAGGGAGAGGGAGGAAGAAAAGAUCUCCCUGAUGAAAUGACUGAGAUCACACCCCAUCCCCCUCAGAUCAGCUCAGUGUGGGCUGCCUUCAGUACUCUCACUGUCUAAGUGCUGCCACUGCCUACCUUCAAUCUGCACCUGAUCUAACUGUCCCCACCUGCAAGCAAAAACAGACCUUUUCUGGUGAAUUUCAAGGAUAUCUUCUGUUGGUAAUUAUUUGUGGGUUUUUUUCAGUCAAGCACUAAUUCCAAGGCCUUGUUAUGAAAUAAAAUAUUCUGAGAGCAAAGACAGAGAUCUUCGCCAAGAGCUGUCCAAUUCUCAUUUUAACAUUGUAACAACUUUGUCUUCUUAAAAGCUGUAGGCAAAUAAAAACAA
Messenger RNA from Antechinus flavipes (yellow-footed antechinus), 1206 nucleotides. RefSeq names its product ankyrin repeat domain-containing protein 7-like. Lineage: Eukaryota; Metazoa; Chordata; Mammalia; Dasyuromorphia; Dasyuridae. The coding region runs from base 1 to 939 and encodes 312 amino acids. The transcript has 6 exons. The record is from RefSeq and is a predicted model, not a curated record. Gene Ontology annotation, molecular function: protein binding.